AUGAAGUCCUUACUGAAACCCAAGUGGCAAAAUGUCGUUAUCUUGAAUCCGAAGCAUUUUUUGUUAUAUCACUACUCUACUUUUCCCCCAACACCACCAUCAACUGAUCUUCAAAAGCUGUGCGAUGUUGUCUCUCAUGGGAUAGGCAGUCUAGACGACUUAGAAGCCACUCUUAACUCAGUCAACGUUUCCUUCUGCUCAUCACUCAUUACCCAAGUGCUAGAUUCAAGUAAAAAAGAAGCACCCACAAGACGACUCCUUAGAUUCUUUUUAUGGUCAGAAAAACAUUCAGAUGUUAAACUGGAAGACAAAGAUUACAACCAUGCUAUCAGAGUCUUCUCUGAGAAGAAAGAUUUCCUAGCAUUAGACAUGUUAAUCUCAAAUCUUGGAAAACAAAAUAGGGCUAUGGAAACCUCAACAUUUAGUAAUGUAGCCGAAACUCUGGUGAAACUAGGAAGAGUAGAUGAAGCAUUGGGAAUAUUCAAGAACUUACACAAAUUAAAAUGCCCACAAGAUAGUACCACAGUUAGUGCCAUAGUUUCUGCUUUAUGUUCAAAAGGGCAUAUCAAAAGGGCAGAAGGAGUCAUUUAUCACCAUAAAGAUAAAAUCUCAAGUGUCAAACUUGUUAUUUACAAAAACCUACUUCACGGGUUAUCUAUUCAAGAAAAUGUGAAAGAAUCAAGAAGAAUCAUCAAAGACAUGAAGGGUGCAGGAAUUACUCCAGACCUUUUCUGCUACAACACAUUUCUCAAAUGUCUUUGCAAGAAAAACUUGAAGUCUAAUCCUUCUGGGCUUGUUCCCGAAGCAUUGAAUGUGAUGAUUGAAAUGCGAAGUUACAAAAUUGCCCCCACUACUGUAAGUUACAAUAUAUUGUUGUCUUGUUUGGGUAGGACUAGAAGAGUUAAAGAAUCUUUACAAAUUCUCAACACAAUGAAAAAAACAGUGUGUUCAUGUUCAUGUUCAUGUUCAUGUGCUCCUGAUUGGGUAACGUAUUAUCUUGUGGCAAGAGUUUUGUAUUUGACAGGUAGAUUUGGGAAAGGGAAACAAAUGGUUGAUGAGAUGAUUGAAGAAGGUUUGAUUCCUGAAAGAAAAUUUUAUUAUGAUUUGAUUGGUGUUCUUUGUGGGGUUGAGAGAGUGAAUUAUGCACUUGAGUUGUUUGAUUUAAUGAAGAAAAGCUCGUUAGGUGGGUAUGAAAAAGUUUAUGAUUUGUUAAUACCAAAGCUUUGUAAAAAUGGUGAAUUUGAAAAGGGGAAAGAGCUUUGGGAUGAGGCAAUGAGUAUGAAUUUGAAACUUGAGUGUUCCAGUGAUGUUUUGAAUCCUUUGAUUACAGAAGUGUUUAAACCAAUGAGGAAGGUGGAAGAGGAAGUUAAGAUUGUAGAAUCUGAUCAAGUGAAAAUUGGAGGAAAAAAAGUGAAGGGGAAUUUAUAUGUGAAGAAGGGUAAGAAGUUGUUUAUCAGUAAUAAAAAUGGUAAGAAAUUAAUAGUGCAUAAGAAGGGUAAAAAGAAAGGAGCUUCCACUUGA
Lactuca virosa is the source of this 1521-nucleotide messenger RNA. The record is from the annotation of a GenBank genome assembly. Lineage: Eukaryota; Viridiplantae; Streptophyta; Magnoliopsida; Asterales; Asteraceae.